Sphaeroforma arctica JP610 is the source of this 352-nucleotide messenger RNA. RefSeq lists its product as hypothetical. NCBI's taxonomy places the organism in Eukaryota, Ichthyosporea, Ichthyophonida. The record is from RefSeq and is a predicted model, not a curated record. The annotation marks the transcript as partial. The transcript is spliced from 2 exons.
CGCUUAUGUUCUGUAUCAACUAUUUUGAUGCGGAUGUCUUCGGAGGAACUUUUUAUUUGCUCCUAUGAUAUGUAUACAAUCGUGAUCACUUUCUCACUCAACGCUAUUAUCCUCCUUCUUGUAUCAUCGAUGUUUCGGUUGUCAUUUCUGCUAUCGAUAUUGGGUCUAGCUAUCGGCCCAGGAGUGAUCGUUGGCUCGUCGAUCUACUCAUUAUGUAGUGCCACGGGUAUGGAAACAACCCAAAUCAUACAGAUUCUCACUGCAGCCAUUCUCGGCUCUGAAAUUUUAUGGUUCUUCUACUAUCGCCACAAAAGAAAUUUUCUUUCAGCGCAGACGGUAGGUGAAUUGGGUG